CCAGCUCAAUUCCGUCCCCUCACCCCCACAGCAGCUUUCCCACGGCUCCCCUCCCCCCUCCGCGCGCCCGUGCCGCGGCUAUCUACCCACCUAUAUACACACACCCCCGCCCACCCCACUGUCCCUCCUCCCUCUCCUCCUCCUCCCCUCGCCACCACACCCAAUCGCCCGCUCGCUCCCUCGGCUCGGCGUCGAUCGAUCUCUCCUUCUACCCGAGCUGCUCCGUCGUCCGGACGGCGCCGUCGACCGCGUGCUUGCCAGAUCUGAAGUCAAAGCAGGAGAGGACGGACAUGCAGGGAGCGCCGGUGGACAGCCCGGGGGCGGCGGAGGCGGCGGCGCGGCCGAGCCGGUACGAGUCGCAGAAGCGCCGGGACUGGCACACGUUCGGGCAGUACCUUCGCAACCACCGCCCGCCACUGGAGCUCUCGCGGUGCAGCGGCGCCCAUGUCCUCGAGUUCCUCCGCUACCUCGACCAGUUCGGCAAGACCAAGGUGCACGCCGCGGGCUGCCCCUUCUUCGGCCACCCUUCCCCGCCGGCGCCGUGCCCGUGCCCACUCCGCCAGGCCUCGGGCAGCCUCGACGCGCUCGUCGGCCGCCUGCGCGCCGCCUUCGAGGAGCACGGCGGGCGGCCCGAGGCCAACCCGUUCGGCGCGCGCGCCGUCCGCCUCUACCUCCGCGAGGUGCGCGACUCCCAGGCCAAGGCACGUGGCAUCGCCUACGAGAAGAAGCGCCGGAAGCGCCCGCCGCCGUCGUCGUCCCAGAAGGCGGCCAAGGCCGCGCCGUCCCCACCCCCACCCGCCUCCACGCAUGUAGCAGCGCCGCCCCCAGAGAGAGCCCCGGAGGUCCUCGUCGCGCGGGCCGUGCCAGCGCAGGGGCACUACUUCAUCCCGCACCCGCAGCACUACAUGCACGCGCAUUUCCUGAUGCCAGGCGGCCACGAGGCGGACGCCGCCGUCCCGAGCAGCUCCAGCGGCAACAGCAACGGCCACAGCAAUGGCCACAGCGGCGGCACCGGCGACGAGAUGGCCAUGGCGAUGGCGGCAGCGGCGGAGGCGCACGCGGCGGGGUGCAUGCUGCCGCUCUCCGUGUUCAACUAGCGAGCUUUCCGGCCGCAUCCAUGGAUGCGAUCCUAGCAAAAGCAAUCGCAAGGUAGGGCUUAAGUAAGUUAAUUCGGAGGUCUAUAUAUCUAGCCGUAAUCUUGAUCGAUCAUUGGAACGAUGGAAGGAUGAGUGUCAUCGAGAUCGAUCGAUGAACGUACUAUUGUUCUUCUUACCAACACUAUUCACCCUUUUGGCUACAUUUCCUGCUGGGAGCUAGUGGUGCUCCUCCUCCUUGCUACUGUAGGGUUUCUACUUUCUAGCAGCGUUCGUGCAUGCUUGGUUGAUUUGUGUAUGCAGAUAUAAUUAAUCCAAGGCUCGAUUGAAAUGUCAA
Messenger RNA from Triticum aestivum (bread wheat), 1431 nucleotides. RefSeq names its product protein G1-like2. Gene Ontology annotation, cellular component: nucleus. The transcript is spliced from 2 exons. Bases 291 to 1097 code for a protein of 268 amino acids. NCBI's taxonomy places the organism in Eukaryota, Viridiplantae, Streptophyta, Magnoliopsida, Poales, Poaceae. Gene Ontology annotation, biological process: response to light stimulus; mRNA transcription. The record is from RefSeq and is a predicted model, not a curated record.